GCGCGCUAAAAAAAGCAGGGUUAAAAAAGCAGGACAGCGCGAGAGCAGAAAAGAGAGACAGGUAUCCUGUCUAUGCUUAAGUAGGAUAGGAUCAUUUUCAUCAUCAUGUCACAACGACUUGUUGUUGGGGAAAGAAAGCGAAAUGCAUCAUACAAUUUUAUGAACCUUGCACAAGAAGAAGCAAAAGAAGGCAAUUUUAAUGAUAUUAAAAAGUUGUUAGAAACGUGUCCAGAAGACAAAAAAGAGGAAUUUACCAAAAAUCUCAGUGGGUUUCAAAGAUUAUUUAACCGAUUCGUUGACAAUCAAGAUCAGCAGGUUGAAUGGGAAAAGAUUGCUCCACCACCAGAAGAUAGGAUCAAGCCAUAUGCAGAUCUAAAGACACAAACACCAACUGACAUCAAAAACUUGCUUAACAAGCUUGUGGUGCUAAAACUAAAUGGAGGUUUGGGUACAACUAUGGGUUGUACUGGUCCAAAAAGUGUGAUUACUGUUCGCAAUGAUUUAACAUUUUUGGAUAUGCAAGUGCAGCAGAUUGAGAGUUUAAACAACAAAUAUGGGUGUAGUAUCCCUCUUGUGCUAAUGAAUUCAUUUAACACACAUGAAGAUACACAAAAAGUCUUACGCAAAUACAUCCAUGUCAAUGUCAAGUUAUAUUGUUUCCAACAAAGUCAAUAUCCAAGGCUAUAUAAAGAAUCUCUCCAUACUGUGGCAAAGACCAUAAACAUGGAUGAUCACGAAAGUUGGUACCCACCUGGUCACGGAGAUAUGUAUCAAUCAUUUUACAACUCAGGAUUACUCAGUCAAUUUAUCGAAGAAGGAAAGGAGUACGUGUUUUCAUCUAAUAUUGACAAUCUUGGUGCUACAGUGGAUUUGUCAAUUUUAAAUUUCCUCGUAAAUCAAAAGGAAGAUGAAAAAUGUGAAUUUGUGAUGGAAGUUACUGAUAAAACAAGAGCUGAUGUAAAGGGAGGUACAUUAAUUCGCUACAAAGACACCUUACGACUUCUGGAAAUUGCCCAAGUACCAAAACAACAUGUUCAAUCCUUUAAAUCAGUAUCAAAAUUCAGGAUAUUCAAUACAAAUAACUUAUGGGUGAAACUGGAUGCAAUAAAGCGCGCUGUGGAGAACAAUGACUUGCAUAUGGAAAUCAUCAAUAAUCAGAAGCAACUUGAUAAUGGUGAGAAAAUCAUUCAACUAGAAACAGCUAUCGGAGCAGCCAUUAAAUCGUUUAACAAGUCUAUAGGUGUGAAUGUUCCUCGUAGUCGCUUCCUGCCAGUAAAAACAUGUUCAGAUUUGUUUCUGAUCAUGUCAAAUUUGUACACAAUCGAUAAUGGGACCCUCAUGAUGAAUCAAAGCAGACAAUUUUCUACCACACCCUUAAUACAACUUGGUCAUUUCUUCAAAAAGGUGAAAGAAUAUUUACAUCGCUUCGUCAACAUUCCUGAUAUUCUCGAAUUAGAUCAUUUGACUGUAGCUGGUGACGUCACAUUCGGCAGAAAUAUCACUUUAAAGGGUACAGUUAUUAUUGUAGCUAAUCAUGGAGACCGGAUCGAUAUACCAUCCGGUGCAAUUUUAGAAAAUAAGAUUGUAUCGGGAAAUCUCAGAAUAUUGGAUCACUGAAAAAGCUGUAGUUGCUUCAUCUUAGAGCACCCGGUGACAUGUAGUAUGUGAGAGAAAUUGAUUCUGAAAAAAUGGGUGGAUUUAAAUUUUUAAAUUAUAUACCAAUAUUUUAGAUGAUAUAUAUUUACGCAGAUAAGACAAAUAUUUAUAUCAACGGAAAUCGAAUAAUUGGCAAAAUACAAUUAAGUGAUUUUGACGUUUUUGUUAUUGCCAGAGGUUAUUUUUGAAAAAUAUUUACUUUCCUGUUUCUGUUCUUUAAUUUUCUUUACGUCCUUUUAUUUUAUUAAUAUAAUUAUUAUUUGAAUGAAUUAUUGUUAGAUAUUUGAAUUUUUCAAUGAAAAUAGAAAUAGUGUCUUAAAA
Molecule: messenger RNA, 1977 nt
Organism: Hydractinia symbiolongicarpus
Lineage: Eukaryota; Metazoa; Cnidaria; Hydrozoa; Anthoathecata; Hydractiniidae
Product: UTP--glucose-1-phosphate uridylyltransferase-like
Exons: 14
Coding region: 106-1617 (503 amino acids)
Biological process (GO): UDP-alpha-D-glucose metabolic process; glycogen metabolic process
Cellular component (GO): cytoplasm
Molecular function (GO): UTP:glucose-1-phosphate uridylyltransferase activity
Source: RefSeq, a predicted model, not a curated record